AUGUCGCAACUGAGCUCCCCUAUUGUGUUCUCAAUGGAGAGUUUCACGCAGGCGAUGGAGCUCACCCACACGUAUCAGCCUGGUGUAACGCAGCAGCAACGGCAAGAGGCAGAGCAGUAUCUCAUGGAACUGCGUGUCACAGCCGAUGGACUUAACUUAGCAUUUGGUAUCAUCAAUAGCGAGCCGGUGCAGGACACGUGCUGUUUUUGGGCAUUCAACACCAUCAUGCAUCAUCUUCCUCGCAUUGCGCGUGAUGUUGAUGAUACCAAGGCGGAGGAACUCUACAAAACACUCUUCUCAUUUAUCUACCGCUACUUUUUUUCAUCCAACGCGCCAACCUCAGUGUCAGGUGCGUCGUUAAUAGGCCUUACGGCAACUUCCUCUUCUACGGUUAACUGCACCGUUCUGAGCGGUGUUGCCACAGGCACGCGGCAACGGCAGUCUAUCGACUACCUUGCGAAUAAGCACGCCCAAAUGAUGGUGGCUGGAUUGCAAGAGUUCUUCCCGUCUCGCUGGCGUUCAUUCUUUGAUGAUGCAUUUGAGCUCAUCAACCGUGGCGCAUCCCUUCAGCAACAUAUUCGCGAUUCUGUAACUUUGUACAUAUUGCGGCUGUUUGAAUAUAUUGAUGAACGCGUCGUCUCAGUGCGCGAGCGAAGUGAUAGAAGCCGCGAUCAAAGAGCGCGCGACAUGGAGUUAAAGGAUGCCAUGCGAGAACAUGUCAUUCCUCGUGCUACUGCAUUUUGGCAUGCAACGUUAUGUGAGUGCCGACAGCGGGUGCCUGAACUGGCAAAUAUUUGCAUGAGCAUCGUGCAAACCUACAUUGAAUGGGUCGACAUCUCCCUCUUCUUUACCGCGGAGUGGAUCAACCUGCUGUACUUUAUGCUCUCGGCAGAUACCGUUCGCGGUGCUGCAUGUGAGUGUCUGUGUGGGUUAGUAGAAAAGAAGCAAGUAUCCGCUGCGAAGUUAGAGUCACUGCGUAAGCUCAACGUCGUGGACGCGGUACCACGAGUUGUAAGUUUAGUACCUGCACCGCCAGAGAGUGAUGAAGAUGUGAACUUUACAGAAUCGGUGGCGAAACUGGUGCGGGAGGUGUCUAUGCAGUUCCUGUCGCUUUAUGAACACAUCACUAGCAACCGCAACAACUACGCCAGUUGGGGUGGAGUGAGUGGCGCUCGUGGAAACCAUGCGAAUAUGAGCCACAAUAGCAGCAGCGCGGAAACAGCUACGUCUCCACCCUCACUCAGCUGUGUGAGGAGCACGGAAAGCUUAGAUGCAGAAGGUGGCAUCGAUUGCACCAACGUGGAUUGCAGGAACUUUCAGGGGCGCCAACAGCAACAACACUCAUAUUUCGUUCCUGAUGGUCACCUGUCUGUGGAGUUCCUUGGUGAGGUUCAAGUAGCGUUAGAUGUUGUUGUUCCGGAAUUGUUGCGACUGCUAAGCAUUCGUCACGACGUUGUUGUGGAUACACUUAUUCCAUUCAUCCAAAUGUAUAUCAAGUCCUCUGCUCUGCGUGAGGAGCAGGCAGCACAGCUCCUUCGUGCACUUUACGACCACACGGUCAUAGGAGGCGUGGCAGAGAAUGAGGAACCUUUUUGGAUGGAUGACAUCAUCGACCGCCGCAAGCAGAUGCACAACAUAAUGCGGCUGUUGUUUAGGGAUCAUCCUGCAGUUGUAAUGCCGCAUCUUCGGGAAGUCGUUGCGCGAGCCGCUAGUAGCGCCUCCGAUCCAACGACCACUUCUGCUGAAGGUUUCGGUCAGACCGGAGUGAUGGGGCAGGACAAGGAUUUAAAGUCGCAUGGAAUUGAUAACAUUAGCAAUGGGAGAGGCCUCAACUGUGAAGGGAUUAGUGCGGCUGUAGGCGGCAGCAGCAAUACGGCUAGCAGCCCGGAAGAGGCUGAGGCUGCACUGCGCUACUUGUAUGAAUUAGGUGAAUCCUUUCGCAUGGAGCAACUCCGGGACAGCUCCAAUGAGUUUGCUCAACUCAUAUUCGCUGUGCUCACCUCAGAGCACCUUCCACAGCAUACCUGCUCUGUUGUACACGUAAGCUAUUUCGAGGUUUUGGACCGUUACUGCGUCUUUUUCACGUACCAUAGGAAUUACAUACCACUACUUCUUCAACGACUGCUGCUUAUGCCACAUGGCGUUAUGAACUCGAGUCCGAACGUGCGCGCCCGAAUUUGUUACUUAUUUGGUCACCUCGUGCAGGUGCUCAAGUCAUCCUUGGUGCCACAUGUGCAAGAUAUCAUUACUGCACUUCAACGUAUCCUCGCCGCUACGGAGUACCUCCUACCCAGCAACCGGCGGGAUUUAUACGAGGCCAUUGGAAUUUUACUGAGCACAGUGCCGCAGUUACCCGCUGCUGGUGCAACGGAAGGAACGGCCAUGACGCUUCAUGUCGUUCAAGUCGUGAGGCAAAACCUUCGGGAUGCCUCCGUCGUAGGUAACAUCGCUUGCGCCGAGGCGGUGGCGGACGGGAUAUCAUUUCUCACAGCCCUGGUGAAGGGGCUCCGUGGUGGUGGUGGUGGUGGUAGUAGCGGUAGUGGCGCCGCAGUAAAUAACGCAACUUAUACCUCCCCUAAUAAAAACAGUAGCGGCAGCGGAAGCAACGCAUGUAGCGAAAGUAUUAAAAUUAAUAAUGCUACAGACGGUAAUUCGGUUUCGGAAUCCACCGGUGAGGCAGUGGUGGCUGAGGUAUUUCAUAACGUUACAUCCGAUGUAAUGGAAGUAUUCAGUACAUGGCACGCGUCUCCAUCCGUACGAGACCGUAUAGUGCAGUACUUCACACAAAUGGCUCAUCUACUUCCCUUCGACUCCAUGAAGGUGUAUGUUCCUGUGUACACUAGCAACUGGUUGAUGUGGAUGGAAGCGGUACAAGAGUUGAUCAAACUCCUACGGUUCCUUCUUCAGUUUAUUCACCGAAGUGGCCCCUGCGUGGCAGAAAUACUCUCGCAACUUAUGCCGCCUCUGCUCGAGAAAGUUAGUGCCGUGGGUGAACUCUCCGCUGAGGAUGAUCAAUCAGAUAUUGUGUCGGAAACCAUGCGGGAACAGCGAGAUGUGUAUCGACAGCUAUUUGCCGUCGUUCAUGGUGCUGCGCAAGCACAGUGUGCGCACGUCAUUCUUUUUCUCCCGUCUGUCAAUCUCAAUGCCUUGUUAGUUCAGCUUCUCACGGCAAUUCAACUUCCUGGAGAAACGGAACUACCGAAGAUUGCGCUUCAAAUCAUGACGAAGGUCACAGCCACCGUUGAACCAUGUUGUACGAACAAUGAAAGCAGCGGCGCUGGCCGCCACCCUCUUCGCAACGACUGUAGUCAAGGAAGCACUGGAGCUGCUGGUGAAGCAUGGAUGAAGUUCAUGCUAAAUGAUGCUUUGCGCGUUGUAUUUGCUCGGAUGUUUUCCCCUACCUUCGACCUCAAGGACGCGAAGAGCCUUCUUUUCAUCGGCGAGACUGGGCUCCUGCUAAAGGCACUCAUGAAUAAACUUGGCCCCGCAGACGCUUCACUUUCCGUGAUGUUAUAUGAAACAUUUUCACCGUUGGUGGGUGAAAGUGAAGCGACGGGCUUUAUAUCAGCUCUGCAACAGCAGCCGGGGCGCUUCUCAACGGAGAUGAAGGUGCGCUUCUGCAAUAUGCUGAAGUUUGCGAGGCAACAUUACGCAGCGUAG
This is a messenger RNA of Trypanosoma brucei brucei TREU927, 3660 nucleotides long. RefSeq names its product tRNA exportin, putative. The transcript has a single exon. Gene Ontology annotation, biological process: tRNA re-export from nucleus. Gene Ontology annotation, cellular component: cytoplasm; nuclear matrix; nuclear pore. Lineage: Eukaryota; Euglenozoa; Kinetoplastea; Trypanosomatida; Trypanosomatidae. The coding region runs from base 1 to 3660 and encodes 1219 amino acids. Gene Ontology annotation, molecular function: tRNA binding; small GTPase binding. The record is from RefSeq and is a predicted model, not a curated record.